CAAUCUACAUCUGCAAUGGUAAAGCUACGGACGAGAUGUCUGCUCCUGGGAGAUGCGGCGGUGGGGAAAAGUUCUCUGUGCCACAUGUUCCACAGUGAAGGAGUUCAGUUCCAGAGGAGCUACACUAUGACGGCUGGAGUGGAGCUGGUCACUAAAUGUGCCACUAUCCCCGACAGUGAACACAGUGUGGAGCUGUACCUGGUGGACUGUCCCGGGAAGGAGCUGCUGGCAGAGGCCUGUGAGAAGAUGUGGGGGGAGGCGUGGCUGCUGUGCCUGGUGUUUGACCUGAGCAGUGAUCAGUCCUUCCUCAGCUGUGAUCGCUGGCUCCAGAGGGUCCAAGCCCACAGUUUGGGAAACACUGUUUCAGGCGUUCUGCUGGGGAAUAAGUGUGACCUGCUGGAGCGGAGGGCAGUGCAGACAGAGGAGGCUCAGGGCUGGGCUCAGGCUCACGGCCUGGACUACUAUGAGACUUCUGCUAAGGAGCUCGACACCUGUUCCGCCCCUCUGCUCCGAUUGGCCCAGACCUGCCUGUCCCUGUACGAGCAGAGCUGUGAGAGGAUGCACAGCCUGGCCAGCUAGACAACUAACUCUCUGCUCUCUCUGUUCUCUCUGCUCUCUCUGCUCCUCUCUGCUCCUCUCUGCUCUCUCUGCUCUCUCUGCUCCUCUCUGCUCCUCUCUGCUCCUCUCUGCUCCUCUCUGCUCCUCUCUGCUCCUCUCUGCUC
Molecule: messenger RNA, 722 nt
Organism: Periophthalmus magnuspinnatus
Lineage: Eukaryota; Metazoa; Chordata; Actinopteri; Gobiiformes; Gobiidae
Gene: ift27
Product: intraflagellar transport 27 homolog (Chlamydomonas)
Exons: 7
Coding region: 16-579 (187 amino acids)
Cellular component (GO): Golgi apparatus
Molecular function (GO): GTP binding; GTPase activity
Source: RefSeq, a predicted model, not a curated record